Fonsecaea multimorphosa CBS 102226 is the source of this 855-nucleotide messenger RNA. RefSeq lists its product as uncharacterized. The record is from RefSeq and is a predicted model, not a curated record. The transcript has 2 exons. Lineage: Eukaryota; Fungi; Ascomycota; Eurotiomycetes; Chaetothyriales; Herpotrichiellaceae. Bases 1 to 855 code for a protein of 284 amino acids.
AUGGAGACAACUCUAUCUACCGACAAAGAGCGCCAUGGCGGCGUGGACCUCGAAAACGGCUCCCCGUCUUCUCCAAGCUUACCCGUGUCGACUCGACUACGGGCGUGGUUGACGACGGACAUCGACACGAGGUGGGCGGACACGGUUCUUCUGGGGUGUUUCUUCGUGACGGGGAUGGUGGACUCUGUGGCGUUCAAUACAUGGAACUCGUUUGUCGGGAUGCAAACAGGAAACACCAUCUUCGCCGGUCUAGGCGUCAGCGACCUCCCGGGCACCGUGCCUCGACACACGUGGACGAAAUCGCUGGUGGCCAUCCUAUCGUUCUGCGUGGGGGCGUUCUGCUUCUCUCGAUACCACCGGCACCUGGGCGCGGUGAAGCGGUGGGUGGUGGCGUCGUCGUUCCUCGCGCAGACGGCGUUGAUGGUGUUGACCGCGGCGCUGAUUUCGGGCGGGGUGGUGAGUAAGACCGGCAACGUCGAGAGCCACGGGGACGGACGCCGGGGCACGUUCCCCUGGCACGAGCUGUGUCCCAUCGCGUUGCUCGCCUUCCAGAGCGCGGGUCAGAUCGUGGCGAGCAGGAUGCUCAAGUUCAACACCCUGCCGACCGUGGUGCUGACGAGCUUGUUCUGCGAUCUCAUGGCCGACCCGGGCCUGUUCACGGCCGGGUUGCUCGACGACCCGGACCGGAACAGGCGCGCCGCGGGGAUCGUCUUGUUGUUCUGCGGCGCCGCCGUCUCGGGCGCCCUGAUCAAGUCCUCGGUCGGGUAUCAGGCGGCGUUGUGGGUGGCGACCGGCGUCAAGGGAGCCAUGGUGUUGGCGUGGCUGGUUUGGAGUCCUAAAAGGCAGCAAGUGUAG